AAAAAGAUUAUAUUUUUUUUUCUUUUCCGCUGUGGUUCUUCUUUAGCUCAAUAAACACAUUGCAACAUGUCUCUUGAACUUGAGCCUUCCGAUUUGCUUCUUUUUCCUCGUCCUUUAGCCGAUGGUCCCAGCGUUCUCAUGAAAGUCCAUAAUACCGGCGACGAAUUGUUGGCCUUCAAAGUCAAGACUACUGCUCCUCGACAUUACUGCGUUCGUCCUAAUGCUGGCCUUAUUGGUCCAGGUGACUCUUUAAGCAUUGAAGUCACUUUGCAACCUUUGAAAACGGAGCCAGCCGAUAACGCUACCUGCAAAGACAAAUUCCUCGUCCAAAGCAUUCCAGUGAUUGGCAAUUUAACCAAGAUGGACUUGUCUGAUUUAUGGACUCAUGUAGAAGCCAACCUGAAGAAUGAAAUUCGACAAAACAAACUCAAAUGCGCCUAUAUGAGCAACACGCACCUAGUGAACAAGACAUCCCAAGUGGGCACGGCAGUAGCAAGUCAGCAAGCUGAAAUCAAGAACAAGGCUCGUCAAGAAGCAUCGUCGCAAGAAGACUCUGAAGUAGCAAGAAUGAAAAAGAAGCUAGCGGAAUAUCAGCAAGAAAUAGCCGCUCUUCGCAAGCGCACCGUUGAAGAUGAAAGCAAGAGAGCAAGAUAUGAAGAAGGAAGCGAGCCCAUGAUCCGAACGCAAGUCAUUGAGAAGACAAAUGGAUAUCCUCCGCAUAUUGUGGUCUUGCUGAUUGCCUUGACCGCCGUUGCAGUAUGGUAUUUUAUGAAUUCUCGCUAAGAUGGGAAGGAAAAUGGAUUUGGAUGAGAGAAGGGACAACGGAUUCUUUGCUAAUGUUGGCCACAACCAAUUUCUGCG
Radiomyces spectabilis is the source of this 861-nucleotide messenger RNA. Its product is annotated as PapD-like protein. Gene Ontology annotation, cellular component: endoplasmic reticulum membrane; plasma membrane. Gene Ontology annotation, biological process: endoplasmic reticulum membrane organization. The record is from RefSeq and is a predicted model, not a curated record. Bases 67 to 783 code for a protein of 238 amino acids. The transcript is spliced from 5 exons. NCBI's taxonomy places the organism in Eukaryota, Fungi, Mucoromycota, Mucoromycetes, Mucorales, Radiomycetaceae.